UCAGUCCAUUCGAGCAGCCGUGAAAACCCUGAACCCCUUUUUUAGAAAAGUCGUUGUUUUCACUCUGUGAGUGGCUCCAGUCUCUGAUUCCGAUUCCAGGUAUGCUCUCCAAGACUCGAACCAUCUCGUCCUAUCUGCACAGCCACGGCACCACUCUCACAUCGCACGCGAACCCAGAAAUCCACCUUCAGAUCAAACCCAUUUCGAGUCUGAAGGUGGUGUGGCGCAAAGACCCAAAGCUAGACCAGGCCAUAGAGAACGACAAGGCGUACAAGCUCUGCGCCCGGGUCGUGAAGGAGGUCCUAAACGAACCGGGCCAGAAAAUCCCACUCCGGUACCUCGAAAAAAGGCGCGAGAGAUUGCGCCUCAGAACCAAAGCCACAACCUUUAUUGGCAAAAACCCAGGUUUAUUUGAGGUCUAUUAUGAUAGAAUCAAACCCAAAACUGAGAAGGUUCAGUUUCUUAGGGUUAGUGAUAGGCUGAGAGAGUUUCUUGAAGAAGAGAAGAGGAUUAAUGUGGAAAAUGAGGGUUUGAUUGUGUCUAAGUUGUGUAAAUUGUUGAUGAUGGCCAACAAUAAGGUGGUUAGUGCUGAUAAAUUGGUUGAUGUGAAGAGGGAAUUUGGGUUCCCUAAUGAUUUUAUGGUGAAUUUGGUGCCUAAAUAUUCGCAGUAUUUUCGGCUGGUUGGGGGUUCCGGCGAGGGGAAGUCAUUCUUGGAAUUGGUUGAUUGGAACCCCGAGUUUGCGAAAUCUGUGAUUGAGAGGAGAGCAGAAGAGGAGUCAAGCUUGACAGGGAUCCGGGUUCGGCCUAAUUUUGAUUACAAGCUUCCACAAGGGUUUGUGUUGAAGAAGGAAAUGAGGGAGUGGGUUAGGGAUUGGAUGGAAAUGGAUUAUAUGUCGCCGUAUGAGGAUGUUUCGAAGUUGGAUCAAGCGUCCCCAGAAAUGGAGAAGAGGACGGUUGGGGUUUUCCAUGAGUUGUUGUCAUUGUCUUUGUUGAAGAGGAUGCCUGUGCCCAUACUGGGAAAAUUUUGUGAUGAGUAUAGGUUUUCAAAUGCAUUCCCGAAUGUAUUCACAAGGCAUUCGGGGUUGUUUUAUGUGUCACAGAAAGGAGGGAUCAAGACGGCGGUGCUGAGGGAAGCUUACAAGGAUGACCAGUUGAUUGAUCGGGAUCCGCUGCUACAGAUUAAGGACAAGUUUGUUGAGCUAUUGGAGGAAGGAUGGCGGGAGAGCACACAGCAGUUGAGGUUGCAAAGGGAACAAGUUAAGGGGAUGGCUGUGAGGAAUGAAGAAUAGGGAAAGCACAGGUACAAAGAAUGAUGGUGAUCAACAAAGGCAAGUUUUGCAACUAGAUGAAUGCUGGCAGCUUCAACCAAGGUUUUGUUGAAGAAGAAAAUGAGGAAGUGGAUUAGUGAUUGGGUGAAACAGGAUUUAUAUAUCACCAUAAGAGGAUAUAUCACUUUUGGGCAAGCUUCGCAGAAAUGGAGAACAGAGCAAGCUUCCAUAAGUUGUUAUCUUUGUCUUUAUGGAAGGGAGUCCUGUGCCCAUGUUAGUAAAAUUUUGGGAUGACUAUAGGUUUUCAAAUGCACUCUCGAAUGUAUUCAGAUGGCACUCCAGGAUAUUCUGUGUCAGAGGGACCAAGACGGUAGUGCUUACGGAAUUUAGAAGAAUGACCAGUUGAUUAAUCAGGAGCCACUGUUAGUGCUUAAGGAAAAUUUUAUUGAGCUAUAGGAGGGUAGCAGGAGAGAGUGGAGCAGAUGCAGUUGCAAAGGGAAGAGGUUAAGAACAUAGAGGUGUUGGCUGGGAAAAAUAAAGAAGAGGUGCAGAGAAUUGUGGUAAUUAAGAAGGCUUUGUUUUGCAACUAGAUGAAUGGUGACAGGAGCUAGGUAGUCAGUCAUGUCCCGCCCCUUAAGCAUGAGGAGGAAUCUGCAACAUGAUCUAUUUGAGCAAAAGUUGAUCUAAUUUGGUCUAACUCUGGAGUUGUAAGUAGAAAAAUCUGUGUCAAGGUGCAAUUUGAUUUCUUAGAUAUGUAUACGUGCUGACAAGUAGCUGCUGGAGGGCAUGCUCUCUGUGUUACACAGGCACUAGAUCUGAAAAUUUUUGUAAUGAAUUAACUAAUAAUAGGGGCAUCAGAUAAUUGUAUGCUAUUCUACUCAUAAUUGAAUUGAAAUAUCAUUUAGCUUCAUUCCCAUCCACUUCUGCAUUAGUUCCGUACGAACUUUGUAAUGACUGAGGUAGUUCAGCAGUUCCUGAGACUCUGUCAUGAAAUCAAUGUGAUUCAUGUAAGGAUUAGCAUAUUUUUGCAAACCUGAAUUUAUGCUUCGCUUAAUUA
Molecule: messenger RNA, 2325 nt
Organism: Rosa rugosa (rugosa rose)
Lineage: Eukaryota; Viridiplantae; Streptophyta; Magnoliopsida; Rosales; Rosaceae
Product: protein WHAT'S THIS FACTOR 1 homolog, chloroplastic
Exons: 3
Coding region: 102-1289 (395 amino acids)
Molecular function (GO): RNA binding
Source: RefSeq, a predicted model, not a curated record